UCCUAGUUUUGCUGAUUGCUGUCUGAACCAAUUUUACUUCUUUCAGUUGCACAAGCAAAGGUCUCCCACAAACCUCUUCUUUCUCUUCUCCAAAUCUCUCUCUCUCUCUCUCUCUCUAUUCCUGAAAAGCAAGGAACUAGGAAAAGGAAGCAUCACAGACAGAAGAACAAAAAAACAAACAAAAGAUGUCUUCUCCAAGCAAGCGUCGAGAGAUGGACUUGAUGAAAUUGAUGAUGAGUGACUACAAGGUGGAGAUGAUUAAUGAUGGAAUGCAAGAGUUUUAUGUGCAUUUCCAUGGACCCAAUGAGAGUCCUUAUCAUGGAGGUGUGUGGAAAGUAAGAGUUGAGCUGCCAGAUGCUUAUCCUUAUAAAUCUCCUUCCAUUGGCUUUGUCAAUAAGAUCUAUCACCCAAAUGUUGAUGAGUUGUCAGGAUCAGUUUGUCUUGAUGUUAUCAAUCAAACCUGGAGCCCCAUGUUUGAUCUUGUCAAUGUAUUUGAGGUGUUUCUACCUCAACUUCUUCUGUAUCCAAAUCCAUCAGACCCCUUGAAUGGAGAAGCUGCAGCUUUAAUGAUGCGUGAUCGAGCCACUUAUGAACAAAGGGUUAAAGAGUACUGUGAGAAGUAUGCUAAGCCUGAAGACAUAGGAGUUGCCACAGAAGAGAAAUCCAGUGAUGAUGAGCUAACUGAAGAUGAAUAUGAUUCUAGUGAUGAACAGGUUGCUGGUAAGGCUGAUCCCUAGCCUUGUAUGCAUGUUCCUGUUCUCUCUAUCAUAUCUGUACAUUAUGUUCUAGUUAUGUUAAUUCACCUCAUUAAAUGUAAUGCACUUGGUUGUUGGUAGGGGGAAAAUUCCCCUUCCUGUUAGUUUACUC
This is a messenger RNA of Abrus precatorius (Indian licorice), 867 nucleotides long. Its product is annotated as ubiquitin-conjugating enzyme E2 5-like. Bases 186 to 737 code for a protein of 183 amino acids. Gene Ontology annotation, molecular function: ubiquitin conjugating enzyme activity. Gene Ontology annotation, biological process: ubiquitin-dependent protein catabolic process; protein polyubiquitination. The record is from RefSeq and is a predicted model, not a curated record. The transcript has 6 exons. Gene Ontology annotation, cellular component: nucleus. NCBI's taxonomy places the organism in Eukaryota, Viridiplantae, Streptophyta, Magnoliopsida, Fabales, Fabaceae.